ACAUUACAACAACAAGUAAUGACGUUGGCAUGACAUGACAUUUGUCAAACAGUUUUCUUCUGGUUUCCCUUCAAAACGUAUAAAUAUAUUUUUAUGUUGUUUAUGUAUUUCGUAAAAGCAAAGUACUAUUAAUUUUAGUUUUAUAGUACUCAUUUUGUUAAUUAAUAAUUUAUCAUGAUAUAUUUUAAGCAAAACAGUAAAAUGCUCAUAUUUUUCUACCAAGAUUUUACAUCCCAAAAGAUAUUAUUCUAAACGUAAAGUUUUUGAUGCAAAUUAUCAAUAUUUGCAGAGAAGUAGAGUUCCUACUAUGCAUUUUCAGAAGUCGUUACCCCGUUUACCAAUUCCAAAAUUAGAGAACACUGGAGAACGCUAUUUAAAUGCUCUGAAACCUUUGUUGUCCAAAAAAGAAUAUGCCGAAGCUGAAGGUCGGACCAAAGCUUUUGUAGAAAUUUCCGGCAAAACGUUACAAGAAAAGCUAAUUAUGAAGGAUAGAGCUUCCAAACACACAAGUUAUAUUUCAGAUUAUUGGUUUGACUUGUAUCUACGCGAUCGCUCCCCACUCCCAAUUAACUACAAUCCUCUAAUAGUAUUUCAAAAUGAUGUGAAAACCGAAUACAAUAAUCAAUUAGUUAGAGCUACUAAUAUUUUAAUAAGUUCUGCAAGGUUUUUAUCAUCUUUGAGGGAGCAAAUUUUGGAGCCAGAAGUGUACCAUAUGAACCCCAAGAAAAGUAACACUCCUUUAUUCAGAACUGUCACAGGAUUUUUGCCUGAAGCAUUGUCAUGGUAUGGAGCCUAUUUAUUUAAAGCAUUUCCUUUGGAUAUGAGUCAAUUUCAAGGUUUAUUUGGAGCUACCCGUAUUCCACAAUUGAACAAAGAUAAAAUUUUAAGAGAUCCCUCAAGCAAACAUGUUGUUGUUCAGAAAAAUGGAAACUUCUAUAUAUUCGAUCUAUUUGAUGUCAAUGGUAAUCUUUUGUCUCCUGGAGAGAUAUUAGGCAACCUCAUUCAAAUAGAUAAUGAUACCACACCAUUUAAUGAACACCCUCUUGGUAUUUUAACGUGUCAGAAUCGUGAUAAAUGGGCAAAACAGAGAGAAUAUUUGGAAGCAACAGGAAAUAAGAGUGUCUUAAAUAAAAUUGAUUCCGCCAUUCUGAACCUUGUUUUGGAUAAAGAAGUUUUGAAUGAUGAUAAACAUCAAAUUUUGAAACACUACCUUCAUGGUGAUGGUCUGAACAGAUGGUUUGACAAGUCAAUUAGUGUUAUAAUUACUAAAGAUGGGUAUUCUGGUGUGAAUUUUGAACAUUCAUGGGGGGAUGGUGUGGCAGUGCUCAGAUAUUUCGAAGAUAUUUACAAAGAGACCACAAAAAAACCAUUUGCCCAUCCAGACACAAAACCUUUGGAUAGUAAUCAAUCUGUAAUGAAAUUAGAAUUUAAAUUAGAUGAUACAUCAAAAGGUUUUAUUGAAUCUGCUAAAAAAGAGUACAGAGAGUGGUACAAGUCUUUGAGCAUAGAUUACAUUCUGUAUGAAGGUCUCAAUAAAGAAGAUUGCAAAAAGUUAAAAGUUAGUCCUGAUUGCAUUAUGCAGCUUGGAUUUCAAGCUGCUUAUCAUCUUUUACACGGAAAUUAUGUCGGUACUUACGAAUCCUGCAGUACAUCUGCUUUCAAACACGGUCGUACUGAAACUAUGAGGCCUUGCACCGAGAAAACUAAACUUUUUUGUGACAGUCUUCACUUAAACAAAUCUUCUAAGGAAGAGCUACGUGGUAUGUUAAAAGAAUGCUCAACGGGACACAGCCAAUUGGUGAAAGAGGCAGCUAUGGGACAAGGUUUCGAUCGUCACAUGUUUGCCCUGAGAAAAAUAGCUGAGGAUAACAAUAUGCCAAUCCCCGAACUAUAUGAAUCUUAUGAAUACAAAUUCUUGAAUAAAUCUAUUUUGAGCACAAGUACUCUAUCUUCACCGAGCGUUCUAGCUGGCGGGUUUGGGCCGGUAGAUCAAAAUGGUUUUGGUAUUGGGUACUCAGCAUUCCCUGAUAAAUUGGGUGCCGCAGUUACAAGUUACAGGCCGCAUAACGAUAGUUCCCAGUUUAUUGAAGCUUUACAUAAGUCAUUCCUAGAUAUUACCAAAAUAUUGUCAAACUAGCUAGACUUUUGUUAGCAAAAUAAUUUUCAGAUACAUGUUCACUGUAAAGCAUAUUGUCUAAACUACACUGUUAACAUUGCGCUCAAACGAUGGGAAUCAAGAUAUUUGUUUAUAAUAUCAUUUUUAAAAAUAACUGUUCAUAAACAUUAUAAGCAUCAACAGUUUGUAUUUACGCACGUCGAGAGCAGUAGAGUAAACAAAAUUCAACUAUAAGAACAUUCCGUUAGGGUCAAUUCAUAGUGGCACAAAAUUAAAAUGCAUUGAAGCGUCAAUCUGAAAAUUAAUUUAACAAAUACACCUUAUUUUAAAAGGUUAAUUUUCAUAUUUUUUCUAAGAAGAAUUUUGAGAUUUCGACUGUGCUAUAGAAUGAAUUUAUAGUUCUAUGUGGUAACGAUAUUUAUGUAUAAGUAUCUUAUAUACCCAUUUAAAUAUCGUUUUAAGACUGGACAGU
Molecule: messenger RNA, 2588 nt
Organism: Diatraea saccharalis (sugarcane borer)
Lineage: Eukaryota; Metazoa; Arthropoda; Insecta; Lepidoptera; Crambidae
Source: the annotation of a GenBank genome assembly